Nylanderia fulva is the source of this 3901-nucleotide messenger RNA. Its product is annotated as trissin receptor-like. NCBI's taxonomy places the organism in Eukaryota, Metazoa, Arthropoda, Insecta, Hymenoptera, Formicidae. The record is from RefSeq and is a predicted model, not a curated record. Gene Ontology annotation, cellular component: plasma membrane. Gene Ontology annotation, molecular function: neuropeptide Y receptor activity. Gene Ontology annotation, biological process: G protein-coupled receptor signaling pathway.
AAGCGAAGCUGUCCCGCGACAGCAGCAUCGAGCCGAGCAUCGAGAAGAAAUGUGCAAAUAUUCACAUUUUGGGAACUGCGAUUCGUCGAUCGAUUCGAUAUCAUACUGACAUUUUUUUCAUCUCUUAAAACGCAAAGUUCGAAAUAAGAUCGUACGACUUUUAAAAGCUCUAAAACUCUAAAUAAUAUACCUGUUUGAUUUUGCAAGAGAAGAAAACUGAUAAAAGUUUUGACAGUUUGAUAUGUGACAGAAAUAAAGGAAUUGCAAAAAGCUAAAAAUGAGAAGUAUGCUGUUGAUACUGACGUCAAUGAUAUUCUCCAAUAAUGUGAAAGUUUUAACUUUAAGAAAGUGACUGAGAAAGUAAUAAAAAAAAGUCGCGGUAUUUUCAAGAGAUCACAAGAUGUCAUGUCAAAUGCCACAUUACUGAAUCUACAAACUAUUCGUAUAAAAUGGAAGAUGUCAUAUAUAUAAUUUGUCGCUUCGACUUACGUGCAACGAUCAAAUUAUUUGUUACGAGUUUCCGGUGAUUGCAAGGUCAACCACAUAUUGGAUAGAAAAUGCGUAGAGAACAGACUUGAAAAAUGAAUCUUUCCCACGUCCGAGACAAAUAAUAAUCAUGUUCGAAGGACAAUACGAAACGGUAUAAGUAUCUUAUAAUUACGUCGUUGAUACUCGUUAAUCAUUCUUUCUUAAUGUCCUUUCUCUGAUGUGUUGUGACCCAAAGUGUUUCUCUGUACGAAAGGAGUUGUCAACGAAUUAAUGAAUUAAGAAUUUGCAUUAUGACGAUAUAUACGUAAUCUCGUUUAAUAAAGGGUGCAAUAACGAUGCCGUUCUAGCGUUGUGAUUAUGGAAAUUAAUUUACACGGUGAAACAAAUUAAAUUACUGCAGUGCGCGUUAAUGCAAUAUAUAUAUGAAACUCGGCGAGUCUCGGCGAUAAUAAGACACUCGAGAGGAGAAAUGAAGAGAUUUUAAUCUUAAAAGGAGAGCACGACAUAUACAUAUAUGCUCACCUUGUUUCAUUCGCCGCACUAUUUGUCGACGCCAGAAAUUCAUUAACGCGGCUUCGAGCUUGCAUUCAUCGUUAUUCUGCACGUUGCAACGCGGCGAAGUGCAUCGGCGACAAAUUAGCGGAACAACCGCUGGCAAAAACGCGUGAAAAACGAGGCUGCAACUGUCUCUUGAUUUCGACAUUUCCUCCUACACCAUGAACAUCUUGAUGUACAUCGUCCAAAACGAAUACCAAGAGUCCUCGAGAGAGAUUGCGAAGCAAAAUGCUGUAAUGGCACGUACGGAGAUUGAUUUUGUCGACCAGGAUAUGACGAAACUUCUCAGCGAUCGAAAUGCCGUCACUUAUGAGAUCAAUAACAACGAAACUGAUUUAAACAACGAAACUCUUCUUUACAAUGUGUCACUAAACGAAGACUAUAUCUUCGAUAGGACUGAUGUAAAAGUAAUUUUUAUUACUUUAUACACUAUCGUAUUCGUCUGCUGUUUCUUUGGUAACCUAAUGGUGAUCUUUGUUGUGACGUUCUCACGACGAUUGCGCAGCAUUACGAAUUUCUUCCUGGCGAAUCUGGCGGUGGCUGAUUUUUGCGUGGGCAUAUUCUGCGUUUAUCAAACACUCAUCAAUUAUCUGAUGAACAGCUGGCAAUUGGGUGACUUCCUCUGCAAAGUUUACAUGUUCGUGCACGCGCUCUCUUACACCGCCAGUAUACUAAUUCUUGUGGUGGUGUGCACUGAACGUUACCUGGCUAUUGUCCACCCUAUUAAGUGUCGAUCCAUGCUGACCAGGAGUCGUCUCAGAAUAGUAAUAGGCGUAGUGUGGAUCUUAGCAGCUGUGUACGCCUCGCCCAGAUUUUUCUACGUGGAAACUAUCAGCAAUCAAUUGAACACCGGCGACGUCGACAUCAUCUGCAUAGCUAACAUCAAGAAACACAACAAGAACGUCCUGGACGCAGUGAACCUCGUCUUUCUCUAUCUUCUGCCGCUUUCCCUCAUGAGUUGCUUGUAUACCAGAAUCGCAGUCGGCCUCUGGAGAAGCAGCGCCACUCUUGAAGGACCCGGAUUAGUUGCUAGGAGUAGAAAUGGCAGAGUCCAUCACAUUCACACGUCCAGCAGAAAUGUUCUGAGAGCGAGACGCGGCGUUAUCAGAAUGUUGAUCGCCGUGGUGAUGAUGUUCGCCAUAUGCAACCUACCCCAGCAGGCACGUAUUGUCUGGCGGCACUGGGGCUCGAACUACGAUCGUACGUCGGAUUUCAGCACUCUGUUGACUGUGUCGACCUUCCUUAUCUCGUAUAUGAAUUCCUGUUUGAAUCCGCUGCUGUAUGCCUUUUUGUCGCGCAACUUUCGCAAAGGUAUGCGCGAGCUGCUGCGUUGCAAAGGCUCUAGGGAUCGUAGCGGGGCCCUGGCGAUGGUGUGCACCAGCGGUGAUCAUACGAAUCGCCACGAAAAUGGCGUGAGUACUACCAAUUUACCACAAACCUCGGUCGUCCGACUGAGCUCCGUCCAGGACAACCCCUGCACCACGCAGACCAUCGCACGGCACAGUAUUUACGACAGGAACACUUAAUAAACUGUGACGAUUCUCGAUAAGCAGAUAGAAAUAUUCUUUUUUAUGUAAAAUACCAGGAUUUCUAGGAUGGGACCCGACGGGAGUUUUCUCAGGGAGAAAAACGCGCGAGCGUUUGCAGGAUUUUUUUCUAGGAAAUCUACUGUAUUUCGAAACAGUUUAGUGUGAAGAAAAUUAAGUGAAGUGUUUUGUGUUGAAAAUUGACUCUCCACACAAGACUUUGAAUUAUAGGCUAAGUUGACAAGUAUAAAGAAUAUAUAGAGACACAGUCUGGUGCAUUCUAUGUUAUAUGUGGAUACCUCAGACACUGAAUCAGGUGAACGUUUCGUGGCGAGAAACUAUUUUCUUCGGCAUAGUGAAAAUAGUUUUUGUAUCUCAAUAUCGAGACUUACUUAUUUUCAAAGCGUUAAAACUUUAAUAUCAAAUCUAUUUUCAAAAAAUGUCGAACAUAAGACUUUCCUCAAAGAUGUGAUUUAUCUUGAAAAUUAGCUCUUCGAUCUUCGAAUAUUGUAUUAUCUCAAUUGAUGCAGAAUCCGCAACUCCAUUACUCAUACUGAUGCGUGAUGUUGUAAUCUUAAUCUUGGCUCCCAUUAUAUAUAAUCGCAGGAAUUGCCACGUUUCGGGAACAAGGUACAUCGAUAGCGAUAGUUCUUGCUGCACGAGAGAGAGAGAGAGAGAGAGAGAGAGAGAGAGAGAGAGAGAGAGAGAGAGAGAGAGAGAGAUUUCGAUCAAGUAAUGUCAGUGGCAUCUAACUCUAUGUAUGUAAUCCGUAUAAGCACAGCAAAAUUGAGUACGGUGAGCUUAACCAGAGCUUAUUCAGAAUGCAUUACUCCCAUUUCCAUUCUCAUUUUUUGUCUAUCAAUGCACAAAUACAGAUAGAAACUAUUGUAAGGUUUUUGUAUUCGCUCGAUUUAACACUGCAUCUGAAGUGGCAAGAAACUGCAUUAUGCAAUCGAGAUACGAUAGACAUCUAUAUAUUCAUAUAUUUAUAUGAGAAUGUUGCAUAUAUUUGAGUAAAGUAUCAGAAAAUUUUCUUUGUGUAAUAGAUAUCUUCUGACAUUUUGUCUCAACUUAUUCUGUAUAAACGUCAUAUUGAUUCUUUUACACAGUUCUGCAUUAGCUUCUUAAAAAUGUUUUUCAGUUCUUAAGUUAUAAUGAGAAAAUUGCAAUUGCUAUUAAACUUGCAGAAAGAAAUUCGCUCAAACCAUUCAUGUAACAAAUUAACCAUCAUACUUAUCGGAAAAGUCAUAAAUGUCAAAAAUGUUUGAAAAGGGAAUUGAAUUAUAUAUGUGUGAAUGAAUAUUAUAAUAGAGCUGUGCUUGAGAUUUAUU